Molecule: messenger RNA, 3750 nt
Organism: Boleophthalmus pectinirostris (great blue-spotted mudskipper)
Lineage: Eukaryota; Metazoa; Chordata; Actinopteri; Gobiiformes; Gobiidae
Gene: slc20a1b
Product: solute carrier family 20 member 1b
Exons: 11
Coding region: 585-2714 (709 amino acids)
Biological process (GO): phosphate ion transmembrane transport
Cellular component (GO): membrane
Molecular function (GO): phosphate transmembrane transporter activity
Source: RefSeq, a predicted model, not a curated record
GAGUCUCGCAGCCGGUCUGCACCGGGUUUUUCAGCACUUCCUUUUUGCAUUCGACAGAUGGUAUCCAUUCAAUUUUUGGAGUAUCCGAGAAAAAUAAUCUAGUUAGUUACGAUAAAAUAGACUUUAUUUUGAAUAGAUUGGCUAUUUUUGGAACUAUAAUAUACCGUGAUCGGAGGAACUUUUGAAUUAUAGUUUCAGGUUUUAUCCCGCGCCCGCCCUCUGUACAUUGGUGCGCGCGCUAAUUAGCUUAGGUUAGCUGCUCCGAGCACUCUUCAGAAACCACUACAUUCACGAUUGGAUGUACUCCUGCUCCACUGCAGUAAUAGUUACACAAUGGCAGUCUCCUCAUUUGGCUUGAUUUCUGAGCUCCAAAGAAAUUGCAACAGAAUAAUUAUAAUUACAGGAUAGCAUUAACCCUAUAUUAUUGCAAUACAAUACCUAAUUAUUUUCUGGUUAAAUCCAGAACUGUUAGAAAUUUGCACUGUAAAUAAAAUUGCCUGUUGGACAGGUAGCCCUAGAAUUAUUUAUUAUCUUUACCUCUUAGUGAUUCAUCCCUUAACCCUUAUAUUGUGAAGAAAAUAAUUAUGGAUUCCGCAACUGCAACUGCAACUGCAACUGCAAUAAUCCUAGCAGCCACUGCUGGAGUAGUAACAGACACACCACUGACAGAUUACAUGUGGCUGCUGAUUGUUGGCUUUAUUAUCGCCUUUAUCUUAGCUUUUUCUGUUGGGGCCAAUGAUGUAGCAAAUUCUUUUGGCACAGCAGUAGGCUCUGGAGUGGUGACAUUACGGCAGGCAUGUAUUUUGGCUACAGUAUUUGAAACUUUGGGCUCAGUACUUCUUGGCGCAAAAGUGAGUGAAACUAUACGCAAGGGUAUUAUUGACGUAGGCAUGUACAGUGGAUCUGAGCAAGUGUUGAUGGCUGGAUCUGUCAGUGCUAUGGUUGGUUCUGCUGUCUGGCAACUGGCUGCCUCCUUCCUUAAGCUCCCCAUUUCUGGAACACACUGCAUUGUUGGUGCUACUAUUGGCUUUUCACUAGUCGCCAGAGGCCAGCAGGGUGUCAAAUGGUUUGAACUUCUAAGAAUUGUGGCGUCUUGGUUCCUGAGCCCUCUUCUUUCUGGUAUUGCAUCUGGAAUUGUUUUUUACUUUGUACGCAUGUUCAUUCUUCAAAAGAAAAACCCUGUUCCAAAUGGAUUAAAGGCCUUGCCUGUUUUUUAUGCCAUAACGAUGGGAAUCAAUCUGUUCUCCAUCAUGUUCACUGGAGCUCCAAUGCUUGGAUUUGACAAAGUUCCAUGGUGGGGCAUUCUUCUCAUAUCUUUGGGCUGUUCAUUGUUAACGGCUCUUAUCGUGUGGUUUAUUGUAUGCCCUUGCCUCAAGAAGAAGAUUGAAAGAGAUGUCAAGUCGUCGAGCCCUUCUGAGAGUCCCCUGAUGGAGAAAAAGGAGCUCCGAGAAGUCCACUGUCCAAUACUGAAGCAGUCCUCCAAGGAGUUGUCAACACCUGCCGCUUCUGCUACAAAUCAAGAUCCUGCAGGUCAGCCCCCAGCUGUCCCUGAGGAGCACAGGGUGGCAUUUGACAUUGGAGAUUCUGGUGAUGUCGACAAUAAUAAAGAACGCAGAGUGGCAUUUGACAUUGGAGAGUCCGAUGACACUGAAUACAGCAAUGAAACUAAUGUUCCAAAACAGGUCCAAUCGAACAACCAAAUCAACCAACAAACAUUCAGCAAUGGUUCUACAAAUGUUGCCAACCACGUGCAGUUCAGUAACAGACCAGCACAGAUCCCCAGCAACGGCUACACGCAAUACCACACAGUUCACAAAGACUCCGGCCUCUACAAAGACCUGCUGCACAAACUUCAUUUGGCCAAAGUUGGAGACUGCAUGGGUGAAGGCGGCGAGAGGCCAAUAAGACGCAAUAACAGCUACACCUCCUACACCAUGGCUAUCAUCGGGAUGCACGGUGACUUUAAGCACAAGGAUGGGGAUUUCCGUGCUAGUGAGAAUGGAGACAAGGGUGCAGGGUCAGGUGGUCAAGAUAGGAAACGUGUUCGUAUGGAUAGUUACACUAGUUACUGCAAUGCUGUAGCUGAGCACACAACCCCAGAGGGCCUUGGAGAGGGAGAGGUGGUGCUGGAUGUAGGAAAGGAGGAUGCAGACAGCACUCGGAGCUCUCUGGAUGAUGAUGGGCCUGAGGCAGACAAACCAGAAGUCUCUAUACUUUUCCAGUUUCUUCAAAUCCUCACUGCUUGCUUUGGUUCCUUUGCUCAUGGUGGUAAUGAUGUGAGUAAUGCCAUUGGCCCCUUAGUGGCUUUGUGGCUAGUCUACACAACAAGCAGUGUCAGUUCAAGUAACCCUACCCCCAUCUGGCUGCUGUUAUAUGGUGGAGUGGGCAUCUGUGCUGGUCUCUGGGUUUGGGGACGCAGAGUCAUACAGACUAUGGGCAAGGACUUGACCCCAAUCACUCCCUCAAGUGGAUUCAGCAUUGAAUUGGCUUCAGCUCUGACUGUUGUAAUUGCAUCAAAUAUUGGUUUGCCUGUAUCCACAACACACUGCAAGGUGGGUUCUGUGGUUGCUGUUGGAUGGCUCCGCUCACGGAAAGCUGUGGAUUGGCGCUUGUUCAGAAACAUCUUCAUGGCAUGGUUUGUCACAGUGCCCAUUUCUGGCCUCAUCAGUGCUGCCAUUAUGGCAAUCUUCAUCUAUAGCCCCAUUCUGGUAUAGUUUGCAUUCAGUUAUCAUUAACAUAUGCAUCAGAACAUCUUUUGAAGAUCCAACAAAUCCCAACAGUAGAGAAGACUUCUUUAAUAAGGACCAUGACACCUUAAGCCAACAACUAAGAGAUUGUUACUCCAUCUUUUACCUAAUCUGAAUCCACUGCUUUGAUUUGGAACAUUCACCUCCAGAGAAGAUUUUAAGUCAUUUUUCUCUAACCAUUUCCAUAUCACUGAAUUUUCGUUUGUCUUUUUUUUUUUACUUUGAAACUUUUGUAUAUACACUUGUGUUUUGUUUAAAAUGUGUUUUUUCUUUCAACUUUUAAAACAUUCAGUGUUAGUCUUUUGCCAGAGGAGUCACUCUUGUUAACAUACUGACAGUACUGUAAUUGUCAAGCAGUAAUUUUAGGCUUAAAUUAUUAGUGUGUGUGUGUGUAUAUAAAAUGACUCUUAACUGUUAAACAUGCAUUUUAUGAGUUGAAGCAUUGAAUCAUAAAAAGCUAUGACAUUACCUGUCAGUAUGUGCUAUAUCCACUUCAUCUCAUUGUUUCUGAUGUACUAAUGCUGUAAACUACUUCAGUUACUUGAGACACAAGAAAUGUAAGGACAGAAUGUCUCUGGGGGGGGAAUUACCUGCUAAAACUUGAUUGCAUCAUGGAUGGUUAAAUGCUUUGGGCCUGCCCAAGCCUUGUUCAUUUCAGCUAGUACUGAAUGUUCAGCUCUACUUUUCUAGAAAACAACUGCCUAGAGUUUUGGGUUGCUCUUGCUUAGACCUUAUAUAAACCACUGCGUGUAAAAUUUUAUAUAUUGGAAGUGGUCCAAGUGGUUGGAUUGAACAAUCUAUUUAAGAAAUGUGUGCUAUUUGGCAGCAGUGCUAAAUGCAUUUUGACCUAUAGAUGCUGUAGAGGCCUUAAUUGUUUCAUUUUCCCUUAGGUACCAAAGUUUUUUUUUAUGCACAUCAACAUGACAUGAAAAAGAUUAUAAUGAAAAAAUAAAUAAAAAUGUGGAAAAAAACAAACAAACCUAUAAAUAAAAAGUAAAACAUC